AAAAAAAAGUGAUGAAGCAGCAAAGCGGCUUCUAGAUGAGAUAAAGACCAUCAAGGUCCAGAAGAUUGCUUAAGGCCUUUUUUAGAGGUUACUUAAGGCCUUUAUUGAUUUGGAGUGCAUGGCAAGGUUGGAUAAGUCUGGUGAUGGAUCUGUAUACGGAUGAGCUGCUGCCAAUGGUGCAAUCCAGCAAUCUCACUCUGUCAUUUUCAUCUGAGAGCUCAAUUGAGGAAGAAUUGAAGAGAGAAAGUACAGCUGAUGUUGUAAAUAUAUUAAUAAGCUAUCUUGUAAUGUUUGCUUAUAUAUCAGUGAACUUGGGAGAUGCACCACAUUUGUCUACAUUCUACAUUUCGUCCAAGGUUUCUUUGCACAUGCCAAGGUUGAAUCUGUAAAAUCUAAGGAAGCAGCUGAACAGCGGAUGCUUAAAAAGAAAGCUGGUUUCCAUUUAGAUGGUCUGUGAGAAUGUUGUGGUCUUUAUCAAUUUCUUUCAAUUGAAUUACCUCAUUUUGUUUUUUCUGUUUUUCUUGUGUGCUUAGAUCCUUCUUAUCUGUGCUUAAGUGAUUAUUCUUCUUGUUGUCGUC
Messenger RNA from Camellia sinensis, 578 nucleotides. Lineage: Eukaryota; Viridiplantae; Streptophyta; Magnoliopsida; Ericales; Theaceae. The record is from RefSeq and is a predicted model, not a curated record.